UAGCAAAACAUAAACGAAUUCAAACAAAAUUGUUUUCAUAUAAAUAUGAAAAAAUCACACACAUAUAACGAUGAAUCACUUUUCUAUGUCGAUGUGGAAGGAGAAGGAUUCGUUCCCGCAGUUGAGGAAGAGUUCGCCGACUGUGCUAUUAAUGUGAAAGACACACAGAAGAAAGGUAAAAACAGCAUUGAAAAAACAAUAAAACUGCAUCUACCACGUGUAGCUCAUACUGGAAAUCUGUCAAUGAUCCGGAGAAGCCUCACUCCAAGUGAAACAGCUCUACACAAAGAAACUGUCCUAAGAAUCAGGAAGUUCAUAUACAAUUCUAUCGCCGUAGAAGAUUUUUGUAUAUCUUUCGACGUUGAACGCAAUUCUAAGAAAACGGAAGAUGAUUUAUCGGAAAUUUCCGAUGUGUCGUCAGUGCAAUCAGACAGUGAUAUACCUGAUGCGUUGACAAACUCGUCACCAUCAAGAUAUGCACGUUGCAGCGGACCUGCUGGGCCAAGGAAAGUACCUAGAACAGAUAAUGCCGCAUAUAUGAACAAAGAUUUCCAGUCGAAUUCUAGAAUAGAUAGACAGCACGAUCUAUCGGUGGCGCAAAACCAUAUCGAUGAUGUCACCAUGACAGAUAAUAGUGAUACCCGUCCUAAGACUAAAUCACUAGAUAUACCACAACUUUGCGGUAUUACCAGGAAAUUAAAAAAUUGCGCCGAUGUCAUGGCUGAUGAGCCUGCAACAAUGGAUAUAUGCGGUAACGAUGGUAUCCAACUGCAACUUGAUAUGCAAAAGUUAACGAAUACAGUAACAGAUAUCGAACACGUACAAAUGUGCUCAUCAGUGCCAUUCAGAAGGUUAUUCAGGAUAUCAAAGGAAAAUCUGUCACAAGGACUCCUCAACGCAGGAAAACGUUACUUCCUCUCAGGAGAUGGUAAAAAGACAUUCACCGCAAAACCAUCACAUAAGGCAUAUCUGGCACACCUCUAUCGACGUAAACGCAGUGUAUGCUUCUUUUGUGGAUUCUUGACGUGUCCACGAACGGAAAACUCAAAACAACGUUGUGAAGCAAUGCGUUGCACCAACUGCUCUUUCAAACAUAAGGGUGGUAGAAAUGGAUGUAAAGAUAAACGGAAUAUGGUAGAAUACUACCACCGAACUAAUGAUUGGCGUUCAAAACGUACGAAUCCUUGGUUUAAUAUGUCCAAGCAAAUCAAAAUGCACUUAAGGUGUUUCAAUUGCAAUAAGCCAGGAGAAGCCAAUAUGGCUUGCAGAGGGGUAUCAUGCCCCAAAGGCAUUGAUACACUAGACUACCGCUGCCUCGAGUUGCUAGGUAAACAGAGCUUACAUACGCUUGUCAGGCAAAAGCCACAAAUGUUCAAGCAUCUAAGAGAUAGGCACUUUGAAUUUAACUAACAUACUGUUCAGUAAUCGCUCGUUGUACAUAGUUGUAUUAUAGACUAUCCCUGAUAGACA
Messenger RNA from Babesia bovis T2Bo, 1470 nucleotides. RefSeq lists its product as uncharacterized. Lineage: Eukaryota; Apicomplexa; Aconoidasida; Piroplasmida; Babesiidae. The transcript has a single exon. The coding region runs from base 46 to 1410 and encodes 454 amino acids. The record is from RefSeq and is a predicted model, not a curated record.